This is a messenger RNA of Gossypium raimondii (Peruvian cotton), 7118 nucleotides long. Its product is annotated as probable 3-deoxy-D-manno-octulosonic acid transferase, mitochondrial. Gene Ontology annotation, biological process: lipid A biosynthetic process. The record is from RefSeq and is a predicted model, not a curated record. The transcript has 9 exons. NCBI's taxonomy places the organism in Eukaryota, Viridiplantae, Streptophyta, Magnoliopsida, Malvales, Malvaceae. Bases 70 to 1140 code for a protein of 356 amino acids. Gene Ontology annotation, cellular component: plasma membrane. Gene Ontology annotation, molecular function: transferase activity.
UAACCUUUUAAAAACAAAAUGGAGAUAGAGCGGUCCCAAAACAAAGCAUAAUCCAAAAUUAAAACGGCGAUGACGGGACCAAUGGCAAAGGGAGAGAUAGUUUACAAAAUCUACAGAGCUUUAACCUACGGUCUAUCACCCUUGCUGCACCUUCACUUACACUGGCGCAAGCUCCGAGGCCUGGAGCACCCUAUCAGGUGGCGCGAACGCUUAGGUCGGCCUUCCCUCCGCCGUCCCUCCUCCGGCCCACUUCUCUGGUUCCACGCCGUCUCUUUAGGAGAAGGAAUGGCCGCCAUUCCUGUCAUUAAAUUUUGUAGUCAACGGAGACCUGAUGUCCACAUUUUGAUGACAACGACGACACUUUCCGCAUUUGAAGUGCUGAAAGAUAGACUUCCAGCUAAUGUUAUCUAUCAGUUUGCUCCAAUUGAUACACCUGCUGCCAUGGAUGCUUUCCUUGGGUAUUGGAAGCCAAAUUGGAUUGUAAUAAUGGAGAGUGAACUAUGGCCGAACCUUAUUAUUGGUGCUUCCAAAUGUGGAAUUGGUCUGGCAUUAUUAAAUGCUCGAUUGUCUGCAAAGUCCUUUAGACAUUGGUCAAGACCCGUGCUGUUUCCAUUAAUAUCUCUUUUAUUGUCCAAAUUUUCUCUGAUUGCCCCAUUGAGCUCUGUCCAGGCAAUUCAUUUUCAGCUUCUGCAAGCUCCACCUUUUAGCAUAAAAUUUUCUGGUGAUCUAAAAUACGCGGUGGAUGAGUAUGAACAAAAAGAUACCAGACAUAUAGAAUAUCUGCAAAAACAGCUUUCCCAAAAACAGGUUUGGAUGGCUGCUUCAAUUCACCGUGGUGAAGAAGAAAUAAUAAUGGGAGUUCACAACGUUCUUGUGCAAACUCACCCAGACAUUGUCACCAUUAUUGUUCCUCGGCAUCCACAACAUGGACAAGAGAUUGCUGAAGAAUUGCAGAAAGGAGGGCAAAAUGUAGCUUUGAGGUCUCAACAUGAAGAACUUAUUCCAGGAAUAAGCAUAUAUUUGGUGGAUACACUUGCUGCUGUAGUUGCAACAUAUUCAACUUCAACAGUUGAUUGCGCCACUGUUUCUUGCUUCUUCGAGUUCCAACAGAACACGCUCGGUCCUAGAGUAAAGAAAUAACCUGAGGUGGUCUCCAUGUCUUUAAUAGACCCAACCCAAUCACUGUCUGAAUACCCAAGUAGUUUGACCUUUUCAGUCUUUACAAACUUCACUCCAUGGCUAAGAGUUCCUUUUAUGUAUCGUAGAACCCUUUUUGCUACUUUGUAGUGGUUCAUAUUGCAACAAUGCAUGUAUUUUGACAAUAGACUUACAAUAAAUAUUAUGUCAGGUUUGGAUGCUGUCAAGUAAAACAGACAUCCCACCAAGCUUCUAUAGCUUGUUUCGUCAACCUUUUCAUCAUAUUCAUUACUGGCAAGCUUCUCACCUUGAGCGAUAGGGAUGCUUGCAAGUUUACAAUUCUCCAUGCUAUAUCUUCGCAGGGUUUUCAUCUUGAACCCCUUUUGGUUUAUAAAAAUUGUAUUGUGAGCUUGAUUUACCUAUCGAGAAAGUAUGGCAUUUCACCUAAGUUUGACAUUUCAAACUUCUCUUGCAUCUGGUCUUUGAAUAUAAUCACCAGUUCACUGUUGCUGCCAAUCACAAGUAAAUCAUCAACAUAUAAUGUGGGUUUGCUGAUGCUUCUUUCAAAACCCAUCUCUACUAGAUGAUUAUCAAUUCUUUCAUACCACGCCCUUGGUGCUUGCUUCAAGUCAUACAGUGCUUUGUUCAAUUUGUUCAUCCUUGAGGGUGCUCGACAUAAAUUUCUUCCUUCAAAAACUCAUUUAGGAAGGUUGACUUUACAUCCAUUUGAUGUAUCCUCCAACCCUUUUGAGUUGCAAGAGUUAUUAGCAGCCUUAUAGUUUCUAACCUCGUAACAGGGGCAAAAGUUUCAAUAAAGUCCUCUCCAUAUUGCUGGCUAAAUCCUUUCGCAGCCAACCUCGUUUUAUAUCUGUUGAUUGAUCCAUCAGAAUUCAUCUUGGUUCUAAACACCAAUUUAAUUCCAAUCACUUUUUUGCGAACCGGUCUAUCCACAAGCUCCCAUGUUUUAUUUUUGUUGAUCAUGGUGAUUUCAUCUUUCAUAGCUGUUCACCAUUCAACUUCUUGAGUAGCUUCUUCAAAAGUGACUGGUUUUAGCUUCGCCAGAGUACAUCAUUGAUAGAUUUUAGUGAUGGACUUGGAUCAUCGCACUGGUUGUUCAUCGAUUGCAUCAUUUUUAGUUUGGUCUCUAGUGGCUCGCUGAUUAAGUUUUGGACUCCCCUGUUUGCACAUCUCUUCCUUUGUUACAGUCCAAUUUCAUAUUUUUCUUUCAUCAAACUUCACAUCUCUGCUUAUGAUCACUUUCUUGGUGAAAGGAUUAUAGAUUCUAUAUCAUUUUUUAACACUGGAAUAUCCAACAAAUAUCCUUGACUGCGAUUUACUGUCCAGCUUGUUUCUUUUCUCUCCUCGAACAUGAACAAAACAGGUACAACCAUAUAAUCUUGAGUGUGAAAUUGUUGAAAAUUGACCAACCAUAUUGCUCUGAUAUUUUUGGUUGAAGUGCAUGCAGCUUGUAAACAUGCUUUAACACGUAUGCUUGUUGUAACAACAAGGUUGUUGUUUAGUUACUUUGUUAAGUUACUUUGUUGAAAAUGAAAUAAGUUGGUAUUGUUUUAAUUUUUUAGGUGCUGAUUGAUAUAAUCAGUUUGUGUGCAAGUUAAGUUUUACUUGUUUCAAAAUAUGAUUAGUGGUAGUUGGUAGUAUUCGGCAAUAAAUGUAUUGUUCUAAUUGAAAAAUGAGAAAAAUGAGCUAAAAGUCAUAAGCUCCCUUGCUACACAUCUAUGAGCAAGUAAAAAUAUUUCUUUCAUCUUGCUUCAUUGUUCUAUGUUCUCUAUUUUCUUUCCCUGCUCCUCCAAAAUGCCAACAAUUGGUAUCGGAGUUUUUAUGAUCUUUGAAAGGCUGCUCAACAAAUGGUAUGUUUUUGUAUUAAUUUUUGCUUUCAUUGCUUAUUAAAAAGAAAGAAGCUGCCAGAGCAUGUCAUUUAAGAUUGCUUGUAGAGAAGACAACAACAACUCAACCCUGGAGACUCCUAAACAAGCUUGGAUAAGCUGAAGGAGGAGUCAAGGGAAGUAUGCGAGCUGUCCAAAGUGCAAGUGGCAUGCUUGAAAGCAAAAAAUGCGAGCUCUGCAAAAUGUGCGUGCCCUGUAAAGUUGCGAGCCUGUUGAAGAUAGUAAGUCAAAGUGUGAGUCUAUCAAAAGUGCAAGCCUGCCAAAGUGUGAGUCUGUCGAAUUGUAAGCCGAAGAGGCAAACAGUCUAAAUGCAAACCCGAGUGGGUGCAAGCCAAAAUGGCAGACUGAAGGCAAGCAAACUAUACUCGCGAACUGUAUGUGCAAGAAGAAAUAGGAUUGUAAUGAACAACGGAACAAGACAAGAUGUUUUGUCAACCAAGGCUGUAAAGGAGGAUAACACUCCAUUUGAAGAACAAAUCUUUGGCACAAAAGGCUGGUAUGGUCAAGUGUGUGAGUCAGGUUUGGUUGAGUAUGAGGCCAAGGUUGAAAAUGAAGUGCUUGAGCAGGGCCAGCUUGAAACAAAGCAUCUUGUUGCUGCUAAGCUUAAAAAUUGUUGAAUGAUUUGUAUUCGCAACAUGGAGUCCAAGGAGGAGUGUUGAAAAUUGGCCAACCAUGUUGCUAUGAUAUUUUUGGUUGAAGUGCAUGCAGCUUAUAAACAUGCUGUAGCACGUAUGUUUGCUGUAACAGCAAGGUUGUUUAGUUACUUUGUUACGUUACUUAGUUGAAAAUGAACUAAGUUAGUAUUGUUUUGAUGUUUUUAGGUGUUGAUUGACAUAAUCAGCUUAUGUGCAAGUUAAGUUUUAUUUAUUUCAAAGUAUGAUUAGUGGUAGUAGGUAGUAUUUGGUGAUAUAUUUGGCUAUAAAUGUAUUGUUUUUUUUUUUAAAUGAGAAAAAUGAGCUAAAAGCCAUAAGUUCCCUUGCAUCUUGCUUUAUUGUUCUGUGUUUCUCUGUUUUCUUCCUCUGCUCCAAAACGCUAACAAAAAUAGAAGGUUUAAAACAAUGUUAGACCUCGAAUGGUGUCUUCCCUUUGACAACUUUAGUAGGUAGUCUAUUUAGCAAGUAAAUAGUAGUGUUUAAUGCCUCUGCCCAAAAAUAGUUUGGUAGUUUACUUUCAAACAGCAAAAAGCAAGCCAUGUUCAUUAUAGUUUUAUUUUUUCUUUCACUUAUUCCAUUCUGUUGUGGAGUAUACACAUCGCUCAAUUGAUGGGCACCAGACUCCUCGCAAAAUUUUUCAAGCUUCUUUGAGGUGUAUUCUGCCCGAUCUUAUCAUUUUGAGUUUGCAGUCACUUUGGUUCUCAACUAUGGCUUUAAAUUUGAAGAACAUUUCAGCCACCUCGGACUUGUUCUUUAUGAAGUACACCCAACAGAACUUUGUAUUGUCAUCAAUAAACAACACAAAGUACCUAUUUUCAUUUGGCGAACUUGUUUUCAUGGGUUCGCAACUGUUAGUAUGUACUAAGUGCAAUUUUUCAGUGGCUCGCCAUGUUGUGUUCGCAGGAAAUGGAGACCUCACCUAUUUACCAAGCUAGCACACAUUGCAUACAUGUUCAUGAUCAACCAUAUUUGAUAAAUUUUCAACUAGGUUAUUCUUGAACAUUUGACUUAAGAAUUUGUAGUCAACAUGUCCCAUUCUUCUAUACCAUAACUUGGUUUCAUCCAACGAGUUGGUAUAUGCUACUGAAGUUACUGAGUUCUUUUGUUGCCUUUGAAUACCACUGAAUAUUUUUUCUCAAGCAAUUGACCUACACUCAGCAGAUUUUGAUAUAUGUCAAGAACUAAAAGAACAUCUAUGACAAGUUUAGUACCUGAUGGAGUUUUAAUCAGAACAUCUCAUUUUCUUACUGCUUCAAUGUAUUGGCCAUUUCCAACUUUCACCUUGGAGUUGAACCUUUUGUCAAUGCUUUUGAAGAUUAUCGUAUCUACAGUCAUAUGACUUGUACAACCACUGUCAACCAACCAGUUUUUUCUUUCUUUGUUGGAGGGUUCGCAUGAUGCCACAAAUUGGACUUCGCAAGGGGGUUCGCAGAAUUUCGAAAGCUGUGCUUCACAUGAGGCUGCAAACAUCAGUUCUCUUUUACUUAUUUCUGCAGUUUGUGCUUGAGUGUUUUGCUGUUGUGCGUGCCCCUUAUUCUUGCACACCCUUUUUUCAUGGCCAAAUUGUUUGCAGUUUUUCCAUUGGUCAUUAGGCCUGAACUAACAGAAUUUUUCAGGAUAACCCAACUUCUUGCAGUGUGAACACGGUGGAUAAUGUUUCUUUUCACUAUCUUUCUUUGACUUCUCCUUAUUUGACCAACUCUUUUUUCCUUUAUGACUUGAGGAGCUUGUAGCUUCUCUGUUUCUGGCUUGAAAAGUUCUUUCAACGUGCCCUUCCUCUCUACUUGUCGUUAUUUGUUCUACAGCAUACAGAGUAUUGAUUAGUUUUGAGAGUGAGAUGGUUGAUAGAUCCUUUGAAUCUUCCAGUGAGGAUAUCUUUGAUUCGUAUCUCUUAGGAAGUGUGGUAAUCACCUUCUCAACUAGGCGACUAUCUGCAAACUGGUCCCUUAACAGUCUUAUCUAUUUCACAACUACCAUGAUUCGAUCUGAAUAUUGCUUCACAGUCUCAGCUUCUUUCAUCUUGAGGUUUUCAAAAUAUCGUCUGAGAUUUAUCAUCUAUUGUUGCCUUGUCUUCUGCGGAUCUUGGAACUCCUCAUUGAGCUUAUCCCAAGCUUGUUUAGGAGAAUCAUAGACCACGAUUCUUGUAAAGAUCAUGUCUUAAACACCGUUUUGUAGGCAAGACAUCGCCUUGUGUUUUUUGGCACAUUGUUUACUGUGUUGUUUCAUUUGAGCUAGUGUAGGAUUUGAUCUCAACACUAGUGGUUCUAUUUCAGCAUUCACGACAUCCCAAAGAUCAAAGGCUUGAAGAUAGAUUUUCAUUUUACUACCCAAAUAUGGUAGUUUUAUCCUGUGAAAAUAGGGGUGGUGGUGGUGUAAAGCUUACUAAAGAUAUUUUUAUGAAAAUAGGACUUUAAAGAUAAGGGGCUCUAAAUACUAAUUGUUGGAUAUUUGAUGAAGAAAUGACUGAAACAGAAGCAAAAAAUGGAGAAAACCAACUUGUGGUAAACUAUUUCAUUACUUGAAAAAUACAAAUUCAAAGUUUACAAGAACAAUUAUGCUUAAAUAAGCUGAUAAUAAUAAAAUAAUUACAAGUUGACUAAUCUUGGAACUUGAUUAAUUCAACUUGCUUCUUCAUUGGCUGAUUUCAGUCUAAUCAGCAAUUAAAACAUCUCAUAAAAAAUCAUUACUAUUUCAGUGCAAGUUGGUAAGUUGGCAACUUGCAGAGUAAGGAGCUCGCAGGUAUGGGUUCGCCUGACAGAGCUCAUACCUUUAGCGACCUUGUAGUUUUGUAGAGCUCGCAGAUUUGGAGAGUUCGCAAGUUUGUGAUUUGGGUUCGUCAAUGCAUGGAUGGUCUCUUUGCAACAAGACCAACUUCCCUGCCUUUGAUUUGUGUUGUUUAUUGUUUCCUUUUAGUGAGAUGCUAUUUGGUAAACAAUGAACCAUAUAUGCAAUCUGAUUUAAGUGUAAGAAGAUAGAAAGAACAUAGUAGAAAUGAGAACAACUAUAGGCUGCGGUAUAGAGUUAACUGAACUUAAAUAGAAGAAAGUUGUUAAGCAUACAAGAUCAAAUUGGGGAAUAUACAGAUAUGUCUGCUUGAAAUAGUUUGAUAAACUUCAGCCCUUUCUUUGGAGGUAGUUGUAAUUUAAAUUUGCUCGUCACUUGACUGGUGUUGGAAUCCUUGGGACUUGUGGAAACCUUCAGAAAUAGUUUAGGAAAGAAACAAAAAAGCACAACUGGGCUUGCAUUACAAGGAAUAAAAAAGGAAAGUUUCUUGAACCCAUUGAUAUUCUUGGACUUAGAAGCUUAACUUCCAUUUCACUUCCUAUGCAAGUAAAAUAACUUUGAAUAGAUUUCCAUCAAGCAAUGUUGUUCUUAAACUAUUUGAAUUUCUUUGGCAAAAUCUGUUUCAUAAUGUUAUUCUGUA